Carcharodon carcharias (great white shark) is the source of this 6067-nucleotide messenger RNA. RefSeq names its product HCLS1 binding protein 3 (gene hs1bp3). Lineage: Eukaryota; Metazoa; Chordata; Chondrichthyes; Lamniformes; Lamnidae. The transcript has 7 exons. Gene Ontology annotation, molecular function: phosphatidylinositol binding. The record is from RefSeq and is a predicted model, not a curated record. Bases 75 to 1487 code for a protein of 470 amino acids.
GUAGUGAAGUUGUGAUCUGUUGAAACGUUUUGCCCUGAAUUUUAGGGGGCUCUGAUGAUUUGCUGUAGCGCUGGAUGCGGAUUGUAUUUGGAGUUUGUCCUCCCCAGGGCAGGGCUGCUCAGCUCAGGUCACUGCUCUCCCCGCAUCCCGUGACUCACACAGGCGGAGCAGCCACAGCGCUUCGCACCCAAGACCGAGAUCGCAGCCAGCUUGUUCAAUCCCCUUCGCUCGCUGAGCUGCAACAAACCCACCGAGCACCGGCCGGCAACAUGCCCGAGGGGCUCAUCACUUCCAGAACAAUUCAGAAUGGGCACACUGGAAUCGACUUAUCAGUCCCUGAAUACCAGGAAAUCCAUGGCAGUCUGAUGUCGGGCCAUGUUGAGUAUCAGAUUGUGGUUGUCACUCAACUGGCCUCCUUUAAAUCUGCAAAGCACAAGGCCAAAGAUGUUGUUCAGUUUGUGGUAUCCAGGAAGUACAGUGAGAUUGACGAUUUGUGUCAGAAGCUGGGCACCCAAUAUCCCAAGACAAACCUGCCCUCCAUGCCCAGGAAAGUUUUAUUCGUAGGGGAGGCUGAUAUAAAAGAAAGAAGAGUGGUGUUUGAUGAAAUCUUCAAAUUUAUUGCCAAGGACACAACCCUAGCAUCAAGUCCUGAGUUGAUGGACUUUUUAGGGGCAAAAACUAAAGACCUUGGUGAUUUGAAAUUUAAAACUGAAAAUGAUGCAGAUGAGGAAUUGCAAGAAGAUGAAGAAGAGUCUGGAGAUUUCUUCAACCAGAAGACUUCUAAAGAUAGUGGUACGCUGAGAUCAUCAAACACCCUUGCUCCUACAGUAGAGAAGCCAGUAGAAACUUCUGAUCCACUGGGCAUUACUAGCUAUAGAUUGAAGAAUACCGAGUCCUCUAACCAGGAUACUAAACUGAAGUUCACACUUUUUGAUGAGGAAGCGGAUGAUGAUGUUGGCCUUUUUGAACCAGUGAAAGGUUUCACCAAACCAGCCACUCAAAAAUCCUCUUUCAAAGAUGCUGCUUUCAAAUUAUUUGAGGACCCAGACUUGGGUGGAACUAUCCAAACAGGUGAUCCUUUAUUACUUCCAGCUGCCUACGAUCUUAAAGGUGGAGCUAUAAAUGUAAAACUUGAUGAGGACACUGAAGAAUUAUUCAGAGUUGAAGAUGACUUGGAUAAAUUACUGAGACCAAGUGCCAGCAAUAAAACGAAACCAAAGGUGCCAACCAAGCCAGCUGUGCCAACCAAGCCAGCUGUGUCAACCAAGCCAGCUGUGUCAACCAAGCCAGCUGUGCCAACCAAGCCAGCUGUGGCAACCAAGCCAGCUGUGCCUAAAAAGACAACCUUGUCAUCUGAAAUGAGAAGUAGUCCUGCAGCACAAUCUGGUUCCAUUAAAAACACAGUGGCUGACAUGGAUGAACUGGAUAUUCUGAAAUACAUUCAAGAGAAUGAGGCAUUGAGUAGUGACACACUCGAUCUGUUUUGAACAGAUCCUCCAGCAAUACUGCACCAACUGCUUCAAAUCGUAAUCUCGGUUACCUACCAGCAAACCACCAUAAACUCCAAAUGUAUUAAAACAAUUUUCAGUACUGUUCAAUUGCACUCGUAGACUUGAAUGUUAGAGAUUUAAUUGAAAGUGUUAUUUUUAUGUUUCUGAGGCAAAAGUCAUUCAGCUGUUGAAGUUUCUGAGGUAGAAAAUAAGAGGGUAAAUUUUGACUCUGUCCUGUUCCCUCCACUCCUCACCUGAUCCACCAAGUGCUUGGAUCAGAAAAUUGGAGGCAAGAUACCUGCUAUUUUUCUCUUUCCCGGAUCCAUGGUCAUGGUGGCCAGGUACAUCCAUUGCCCUGGGUGAGCAUUUGGAAAAUCAAACAUUUAAAUAGACAAUAUAUGUAGCUGGGGUACCAAAAAAUGUUGAACUGGAUUGUAAAUCAAAAGGAAGAAAGCUGUGUGGCAUAUGAAGGUGAUCUCAUGAGUGAACUAUUUUAUACAUCAAAUCAAUGCAUUUCUUUCUUCGUUCUUACAAGAAAUUCCUGGUGCCAUAUGUCCUUACAAAUUAAUCCCUUUCAGAAGUUCAUUCAAGUGAUAAGCCAGAGUGUUUUCUUUUUGGUUUUAUGCCUCAUUUGCUUAAAGGUUGCUUUUACAGAACCACCAGAAGGCACGCUAUGUUUUUUUUGACCAAUACCAUAUGUACCGUACUUAUGGGCUUAGAAGUACUGACCAAAAUCCAAAAGGAAUGCACUGUUUACACUCGGUAUUGACUACAGUACUCAAAUCUACUUUUCUGAUUUAUUAAUGUAUUGUUUCUACAAGCUAUUUGUCUGAAGUUUGAUUGUAAAGCUGGUAUUACAUCUUCCCUCAUGAGUGUUGUGACUCAAGGCAGUUGUGUACAGACCUAUAUGUCAGUAGGCCUCGAUAAACACCUAUGCUGCCUGGCAUUAUCUUCAGUUCUGAGUGUUAAUCUGGUGUCUAUAGUAACAACUAGGUACUGAAUUUCCCAGUUCGGGAUGGUUUGCAUCAAGGCCAGAAAUGGUAGUUUGGCAGCAUGGAAAUCUAUGCACCUGUUUGUUGCCGAGAGUCUGUAGCUAAGACAUUGCUCUAAUCUUGGAUCUCCAGUCCAUUCUCUUAGGUGAACAAACUAUUCUAUACAGCAAGACUAUAAGAGAACUAACAUCAAUGUAAAAUAUAUACAUUACCCUUUUGCCUCUACCUCCAAAAAUUUCCAUUUGUAAUUUUCCUUAUCAUUUCAGUUUCCACUCUGUCCUUUAUGCACAUUUUCCCACUCAGUUUGUGCCCAUGUUUGUGGCUGAGCAGUGCACUUUGCUUUUCUCAGGUGUUUGUACUGACCUCCGCCAGUGUUUCAAUAAAUUUAAAUGUUGAGGAUUCAGUUGCUGAAUCGACCGAAGAUGAUAUGAUAACCAAUGUUUUGUGCCAGCUCUUUUUGCAAUGGAGAGAUGGUGAAACAGGUAGCUAUGUUUAAAACCUGGGAGCAGCACUGGGGAUGAAAACCUGGCUGGGACUGGAAAUAGCUUGAUAAAGCUGUAGUUAUAUACCUGUGCCCCUGUUAUUAAUUAUUUCUGACCAGCAGCAACUGUGAUUUUGAUUGUAAUAUAGCUUCGACUGAGGUUUAAUUACAACUACAAGGAAAUUAUAUGAAGUGAGUAUAGUAAUAUAUAUAAUAUAGUACAGUAGCAGUGUUAGCGUUCUACAUAACUGCCAAGUGUACAAUAUUUUCUGGAAAAGUUUGUGUAUAUGAUGAUAGAAUUUUGAUUUAAUAAUUGCAUUAGAAUUUGGCAGUUAGCUUGUUUAAUGUUGACAGUAAGAAGGCAUUUCAGGAGUCUUAACAAAUCAUCAUCUGUCUGUCAAGGUAAAUAGGAAUAUUGCAAGCUUUGCAGAGCAAAAAAGCUCCUUGUUUUGUUCUAGGUCUGUGCUGAGUCACCUGAUUUCAGCUGGAUAACAGCAAGGGCAUUGCAACUGCCCCCACCAUCUGAGUUGAGAGGGAGGUUAGGCAGAGGUUUCUCUUGCCCUCCUUUACCCCUCUCUUGCUCGCUUCUUCUCCUGCCCCCUCCCUCCCUCCCCCACUGUCCCUCACACCUUUUCACCACGGACUGUUGCAAUGUCACACACAUGAACAUAGGGUGAGGAGAUGACUGGGGUUAUAUCCGAGCAAAAACUCAAUUCUUCAGAAAAGAAAAGAAACAUGUCACGGAUGAAAAAGGCUUUUCUCAAAUGUAAUGAAUCCCUUUAUGUUCUUAAAAGGCGCAUUAGUUUCCAAACCUUUGCAUAUAGUUUAAACUUUGCUUUUGUAAGGAGAUAUUCAUUUAGUAAUUGUAGUUUUAAGAUAUGAAGGUGAUGUUUAGUGUUAAUACAUUAUCUCAAGCACUGACAUUCAGAAGAAUAUGAUGUGCCAACCAAGCUGUUUUUUUUCACAACUACUGAUUACAAGGAUCAAAAGUUGCUCAGUCAAAGACUACUUGCUGGACACCAGGAUAAAUAUAGUGAGAGGAGAUGUAGUCAAGCCUCCUUUGUCUGUGUGAAUGCAGCUUUCUCACCUUUUUCCACAGCCCACUGACAGACAAUGGAUUUACGGUGUAAGAGUUUCUGCACUACCUUGCCCAUGGAGCCAUUCCUUAAGUGUGGAUGUAGACAGGGAGCAUAGAAGAUCUUUCUAAAUUAGUAUAUCCUGUUGUUAUCUCCUAGCCAUAACAGGAGGUGGGUUGAGAAUUGAGUGACUGCUGUCUGUAGAUGGAGGCACAGUAACUAAAGCUGCUUUUAUAUUGUACCAGUGCCGAUAGUUUCUGAUAUUAGAUUUGUGCAGUCAAAAAGACAGCCAAAGAAAAAUGGCCAGUUUUGUUAAGGUGAGCAGCUAGGCAAAUGUCCUUGGAACUCUCUUUUCCCAGUCACCAAUCUUAGCAUAUCUAUUGACUGCACUUGUGCAGUAAGUGUUUGUGUUUCUUUAAAAUGUUUGUGACAGUUGUGUUGACUUAGUGAGAGGAUUCUUAUUUCAUUUAAAAAUAAAUGUAUGCAGUCCAGUUAGAUGAUGUGGGGUGGGGAGCUGCUGCGUAUGUGGUGAUAUGAUUAAUCCACUGACCUUAUUGUAGCAAGACCUGAUAGUUUUGUUGAAGGUAACUGAAAAUCUAAUGCAUCUUUGUCAGAUUAAAUUUUGCACCACUUAAAGGCACAGCAAAAGUGUUCUGUUCUGAUGACAUUUAAGUGUUCAGUGAAUAUCCCAUGGAACAAGAGUAUGGCAUAAAGAAUGGAAUAUUUGUGCUCACUGUUAAUGUUGAUGACAACAUUUUUAAUGAGGGCUGUAGUCAAAUCACAUGAAUCAAAUCACAGAAUCAAGUAUGAAUUAAUACAAAAUUAUCAGAAAGACUUGGGUGACUUUUCCAUUUGCUAUUAACUGUUGUUACGGAGAUGUAAAACUUGUAAAUCCCAGCAGAAGGAUAUCCUUCCUAACUGGUAUUAUUGUGGAAGGAUUAUACAUAACAGAAAGGGAAAAUUAAGAACAGGAAUUACUUCCUGGAGCUUUUUUUAAUUUGAGUCUUUAUUUUUGAGCUAUUGUCCAUAUAUCUUUUUUUCUAACCCCCUCUCAUGUCUGGACUUUCCUGUGUAUAUAAUUUAACGCCUGUAAGCUUCGCUUUGGGGAAACCAAACUACAUAAAACUUAAUGAGAUGUUUAAAACAAGACUUGUUCAGAAUAAAUGUUAUAGCUAAGAGUAUUUUCUCCAACCACAUUUCACUUCAAAGUGACCAGAAGCAUUGUUUAUUGUUUGCCAGACGGGAGGUUUGUUGGAAAGCUAUGAGCAUGUUUAUACUGUUCCAAUGAUGUUGUAGGCUAUAGAGGGACAUUUGGCUGUCUUCUCUCAGCUGGGCCAGUUUUCUUCUCUGGUCAUGCAUUCAGGUGGAAACAUCAAUCAUCCCCCAAUGAUCAUUUCAGUGACUGGCUGAAAAAUGCACGUGUCUGGUUGAUAAAUGAAGACUGGGUCAGAUUUGCCAAUGACGCUCUGUACAUAGCUUUCAAUACUCAAUAGGUUCUCACUUGGCAGGUGCCCAUAGGACUCCAGGUGCAUCAUUUGUGCACCUCCCCAGUGCAAAACCUGGCACCUGCCUUUCAUAAGGGAGGGGCCUGCCUCAUCCACACACCCUGCCCGGUAGUACGACCCACUUAUGCCUACCUGAAGGCUAGUUUGUCUCCUCUUACUCAGUGUACCAACCCCUUGUAUUACAGUGGAUCCUGAAAGAGACUGGGAAUCAAGAAAUACAGUACUUGCUUGGUCGAGGGUGGGUAGAUUUAAGCCCUUUACGAGGCAGGCUGGCAAAACUUGCAAAUGAUGGAUAUUUGCUAUUUUCCCUUGGGUUCCACCAACAUUACGGUAAUAUUCUAGCAAGACCCUUUAAGAACAAACUAUAAUUUUUCCGCAGAAAAUUGUCUCGCCAUCACUGAAGUGCCAUUGAUCAGAGUUGUGCUUCACACAUGAGAUGUUCUUGUGUCUGUAAAUUUCUGUUUUAUUCCUGCCAAAUUCUGAGGCGAUGAUGCAAACAUACAACUAAUAAAGGCUAUUAUAA